Tripterygium wilfordii is the source of this 1704-nucleotide messenger RNA. RefSeq names its product omega-hydroxypalmitate O-feruloyl transferase. Lineage: Eukaryota; Viridiplantae; Streptophyta; Magnoliopsida; Celastrales; Celastraceae. The transcript has 2 exons. The coding region runs from base 143 to 1609 and encodes 488 amino acids. The record is from RefSeq and is a predicted model, not a curated record. Gene Ontology annotation, molecular function: acyltransferase activity, transferring groups other than amino-acyl groups.
CACACCCUACACACACACACACACAGGCGCCUGGCGCCAUAGAAUUAAUAUAGAUACCAUAUAGAUAGAUCAUUUCACAAGCCGACUUAAUUAGAAACACACAUCAACCAUCACAGGGAGUAUUUGCCAACAAGUAGCUCCAAUGAUAUUAAUUCCCAAGGACCUUAGGAUCACCAUCCGAAGCAGUUGCUUGGUUUAUCCAUCCCUUCAGUUGCAAGAGCAAUUAGAGACAAAUAAAUCUUUCUUCUUAUCAAAUAUAGACCAAGUUGUCAAUUUUGAUGUCCAAACAGUCCAUUUCUUCAGAGCCUACGGAGACGGAGACGGAGACGGGGAUAGCUUAUUCCCUCUUCAAGUUGUAGCUGAGAAGCUCAAGAAUGCACUUGAGAAUGUCUUGGUUUCGUAUGAUUUCUUGGGUGGGAGACUGACCACCAACCCUCUGACGGGUCGUUUGGAGAUUGACUGCAAUAGAGCUGGAGCUGGGUUUGUGGUCGCCAAUAGUGACCUCUCUUUGGAUGAGAUUGGAGACUUGGUUUACCCUAAUCCCGCAUUUGGACAACUGGCUAUCCAGACUUUGGAUAGCGUUGAUCAUCAUCAUAAACCAUUGUGCAUUGUACAAGUGACAUCAUUCAAGUGCGGUGGCUUUGUAAUUGGAAUAUCCAACAACCACGCAACAUUUGAUGGCAUAAGCUUCAAAGCUUUCUUGGAAAACCUAGCUGCCCUUGCCUGCGGCAAACCAUUGGCAGUCACCCCCUGCCACGAUCGCCAUCUCCUAGCAGCUCGAUCACCUCCACGCGUCACCUUCCCUCACCCUGAGCUUGUCAAACUCACCACCGAUACCGUUCAUCAUCAUCAUCAAGAUCAACAUCAAGAGGACUCUUCCUCCUCCUCCUCCUCCUCCUCAUCAUCAUCAUCAAACCCUCCCAUACUCCUCGACACAACCCUACAAACCCUAGACUUCCACAUCUUCCGCCUAACCUCCGUUGACAUUGCCGCCCUCAAGGACAAGGCAAGCCGAGGAGGAGGAAUGGAAGCCCGCGUGUCAGUAUUCAAUGCCAUCACAGCCCACGUUUGGCGGUGCAAGGCCUUAUCUUGUGAUGCAAGCAACUGUAAUACAAAUAAAAAUAACCUAGCUGUAGCUGUAGGUGCAGAUGCAGAUAGGUUGUCAAGGGUGCUUUUUGCGGUGGAUGUCCGGCCAAGAUUGAGCCCUCCCUUGCCGCCAUCUUACACAGGCAACGCCAUUCUGACGUCUCACGCAACGGCGACAUAUAGGGAGCUAGAGGAAGGGCCGUUGUCAAGAUUGGUGGAUAUGGUGAAGGAGGGUGCAAAGAGGAUGACAAAUGAGUAUGCAAGAUCAGUGAUUGACUGGGGAGAGAUGAACAAGGGGUAUCCUCAGGGGGAGUUGUUGGUAUCAUCCUGGUUGAAGCUUGGUUUUGCCGAGGUGGAAUAUCCAUGGGGGAGGCCCACAUACUGCUGUCCCGUGGUUUCUCCAAGAAAGGACUUAGUCUUGCUAUUCCCAGACAUUGAUGAUAAGGAUGGAGUCAAUGUUUUGGUGUCUCUCCCUGCCAACCAAAUGGACAAGUUUCAAACUCUCUUCCGCAUGCUACUCUAGCUACCUACCUAAUUAUAUCAAACAAAGGGCUAUAUAUAUGAAUGAUAAUACACGUUAUUGUCUUAUAUAUAUAUAUAUAUAUAUACAUACAUAUC